UGACAUCCGAACAAGAGGAAAUCAUGGUGCUAUAUGUUGAAAUAUGAGGAAUACGUUUAUAAAAUUUGAUUCACCCUGUGCUUACUGAUUUUAAGUACAGUGCGUCCAUACAAUUGUAUGCACACCAAGUUGGAAACAUUUAAAUUUGAUUUCAAUGGUUGAGAAUGAGGAAUUAACGGGCUCGGUCCGUUAUCGCCUCUAUUAGACUUUGCCGGGUAACGGGUAAAAAAUGUCUGGGGAUGAUGACGGGUAUCCCGAGGCUCAGCUGCUCACAGAGGCCGGACCAAACUGGCUGCGGGCUGAGAUUGAGCGUUUGUCCCGGGAGCUGAGCGAGACGACCCGGGAGAAGAUUCAGGCGGCGGAAUACGGGCUGGUGGUGCUAGAGGAAAACCAGCAGCUGAAACAACGCUUUGAAGAUCUAGAAAGCGAAUAUGAGACCGUCAGACAAGAGUUGGAUCAACUCAGAGAGGCGUAUGGUCAGGUUCACUCCACCCACAAAAAGGUGGCUGCAGAUGGAGAAAGCAGAGAGGAGUCCCUCAUCCUCGAGUCGGCAUCUAAAGAGGCAUAUUACGAGCAAAGAAUGCUGGAACUACAGACUGACCUACGGCAAACAAAAAACACACUCACCAGCACUCAGGCAGAGAACGAACGUCUGGCAACCCUCGCACUGGAGCUGAGAGAGAAUAAUGAGAUGGUGGACCUGCAACGCAAUCGUCUGCAUGACGACAUCCGGGAGUACAAGAUCCGAGAGUCGCGUCUGCUGCAAGACUACACAGAACUGGAGGAAGAGAACAUCAGCUUGCAGAAACAAGUCUCCACCCUCAAACAGGGUCAGGUUGAGUUUGAGGGACUCAAACAUGAAAAUCGGCGUUUGGAAGAGGAAGUUCAGUACCUAAACAGCCAGCUAGAGGACGCCAUUCAAUUACGUGAGAUAGCUGAGCGCCAGCUAACAGAGGCACUAGAAACAGUGAAGACUGAGAGGGAGCAGAAAGCAGCCCUUCGAAAAGAGUUGACACAUCAUAUGACCCUGGGAGAUUCACUCCUUGCCAGCUCAUUGGAUGGACUUAAAUUGAGUGCAGAUGAACCUAAUAACGAUGAUGCCAUUCUGACGUUCGAAAAUGGAUUUGCAAAAGUCUGUGAUGGUAAUGAUGAAGAUAACAAAUUGUCCACACCCAAGAGAGGUGAAAACUUCCGUCCUGCUCCAAGUCUGGUGGAUGACUUGUUGAGUGAGCUGAACAUCUCUGAGAUCCAAAAACUCAAGCAACAGCUCUUACAGGUAGAGCGAGAGAAGGUGGCUCUGCUCACCACUCUGCAGGAUUCUCAGAAGCAGCUAGAGCAUGCUCGAGGAGCAUUAGCAGAGCAGCAGGACGCUAUGACAAGACUCAGUGAUGAUUUGGGCGCCAUGAGAAAACUACAGGCAGGCAAGGAGCGUCAAUCAGCCCUGGACAGUGAGCGAGAGCGGGAUAGCCGAGAGGACAAUGAUGUUGAUUACUAUGAGCUGGAUAUCAAUGGGCCAGAGAUACUACGCUGCAAGUAUCAAGUAGCCAUAGCGGAAGCAGGCGAGCUGAGGGAGGAACUUAAGGGAUUAAAGGCGGAGCAUGAUGAGAUUAAGGCAGAGCAUGAGGAGGUACGGGCACGACUUGAGGGACAGGUACGUGACCUUAGUAUCCAAGUAUCUCAGUUGGAGAGCAGCUGCCGUGCAGACCGUGAACAAGUCGCUCGGCUUAAGAAGGAGCUAAAGGAAGUGAGUGCAGUUGCGGGUGAGACAGAGGGCAGUCUUAAUGUUGCCCAGGAUGAACUUGUAGCCUUUAGUGAAGAGCUUGCCAACCUCUACCACCAUGUCUGCAUGUGCAACAACGAAACCCCGAAUCGCGUCAUGCUUGAUUUUUACAAAGAGGGUAAAGGAAGCAAGACUGAAGGUAAAGGCAGGCAAUCUACAUUGACACAAACCAAUGGCAGCACAACCCAGGCACCCAAAACCAACUUCACCUCCGUGGACAGCUUUGCUUCUGGGACACCAGUCGGAGAAGACCCACGUCCAGAGCCAAUGGACAUCUACAACCUUGUAGCUAUAAUUCGGGAUCAGAUCCGUCACUUGCAGAAGGCAGUGGACCGCACCACGGAGUUGUCCAGGCAAAGAGUUGCCUCUCUAGAGUUGGCUGCAGUUGCGGAUAAAGACCAAGCUGCUUGCAUGGAGGAGAUUUUGAAGCUCAAGUCCCUGUUGAGCACUAAGAGAGAACAGAUUGCCACACUAAGGACUGUUCUCAAGGCCAACAAACAGACAGCUGAGGUGGCCCUGGCAAACUUGAAGAGCAAAUACGAAAAUGAGAAGGCUAUGGUCACUGAGACCAUAAUGAAGCUAAGGAACGAGCUGAAGGCUCUUAAAGAAGAUGCCGCCACUUUCUCCUCUCUCAGGGCCAUGUUUGCCACCAGAUGCGAUGAGUAUGUAACACAAUUGGAUGACAUGCAGAGGCAGCUGGCUGCAGCAGAAGACGAGAAGAAGACUCUGAACUCCCUCCUACGUAUGGCGAUCCAACAGAAACUUGCCCUCACACAGCGACUUGAGGAUCUGGAGUUUGAUCACGAGCAAUCCCGACGUGGAUCUGGUGCUGGGACAGGCGGCCGUGGGAAAGCAUCAUCUGGGCGUGGCAGAGGUCCCUCUUCGUUUUCUAGCCCUCACUGAUUUUAUUAGCCCUGGAGAAUAGCCCCAAAACAGUAAUUUCCUUCUUCAAACUAUGCUAUACAUCCAAGAAUUCACAAAAAUCCCUGGUCCAAUUUUGGAAAUGAGAUAUUUGUCCCUGGAUGUGGUUGCAAGAAAAACAGGCUCACAUUUACAACAAGAUGGCCUACUAUGUAAUGUUUAUUCUGACUGUUACUGUGGUAAUUUUCUUCAUCUGUUGAUUUUUCUUUUUUUGUUUAUGUAACUGUGCACUUUUGGUGCAUUAGUUAGUAUUAUGUAAGAAAUGCACAUUUCAUUAUACUAAGCCAAUAUUUUGUUUUGCAAAUGUUAUGUAUUUAACUGAAGAAAUAAUAUAAGAACUAUUGUUGUUUUUUGUUUUGUUUUGUUUUUUUAUAGUAUUUUAGAUGUUUAGUUUCUUAGCAUAAUCCAGGGAGAACAAAAUAUGCGAAAUAGGCCAAUAUAUUUUUCUUGUUCUUAUCAAUGGCCAAACAUUCUGACAUUAUCUUGAUAGACAUAUAGUGAAACUUCACUGAAAGCACAGUGACUUGGACUUGCUCCUAAAAAGUUUGGAGCCAAUUUUCAGAGAUGGUCACAGACGUAUUAAAUUCACGACAUUUCGAAUUUAAAUUCAAAUUUCAACAAAUAUUGCAAUAAGGACAACUUUUUUUUAUUAUUAUGUUAAAAUGCAAUUCAUAUCUGUUUUUAGACGUUGACUUACCUAGUAUCUGUUUUGUAAAACCCUCAUAAGACCUCCUGUGCCUUUAUGCAGUUAUUGCAAGGUUUUUGUUUUCAAAUUUUUUUUUUUAGAGCUAUAGGCUUAAGUUCUCUGUCAGUCUCUCUACAGAUCUAGCCCAUUUGGCUUCGUAACUCUGACAUAUUGCCAGUAUGCAACGAUCAAAUUUGGACACAGUAAUAAAGCACUCCUUUUGAUGGUCAAAGACUGUCGUAUUGUUUGUUUAGACUAACAUUUUAAAAUGUUAGUAGGAAUUAGGUGUUUCAAAAUCAUGCAUUCCUUUGAGUAAUGGUUGCUAAUGGCGAUCACGAUGACUGUCUGAUGACCUUGUUAGUCGUUAUUUUCUUAUUUGUAACCCUACUAUUAAUUUGGAUUUGUUUGUAUUUCAGCAAACAGAAAACUUUGCCUCAGGCCACGUCCACACUAACACGUUUUCAUCUUCUGUCCACACUGAGAUGGCAUUUUUGUCCAGCAUAAAAAGAAGCUUUUCGAAAACGCUUUCCCAAGUGGAUACAUUUGAAAACACCCAUCUUCGUAUUGUAGUGUGGACAGGGAAAGCGAAGAUAUUCGAAAACGAUGAGGUACUUGUUGUCAUGUGAUGCAGUCAUGUGAUCCAUUCAACCCAAAAAAAUCAAGAUGGUGGCCCAUGUUGUAACAGCGUUGUUGUGCCUGCUAUCCACUUUGAUAGCAUUAUUAAAGAUAAAUUAAUAAUUUUACGAACUUCUGGAAAACAUUUGAAAACGGCAGUGUGGGCCGAGAGCGUUUCAACAACGAAAACGCCAUUUUCGAAUUUAUUCGGAUUAAUGUGGUCAUAGCCCUAUUUGUGCCAUUUCAUAUAUGAGACAUUGUAAAGUUUCAGAGUAGUUUUCUUUUUUGGCCACAAAUUAAGUGCAAUUUUAUGCCGUUUCUGGAGUGUAUGCUACAGUUUUCUAUUUGCUGAAAACCACUUCAUCGGCCAUGACAUGGCUUUUUGUGACGUUUUGAGUUUAUUUUUACACAUUUGUAUUAAAUGACCUUGCGUGUUUGUUCAUAUUUAUUCAUAACCUUGGCUAUCAAUUCAGUAUUAAUGACUAGGUUUAUAUGCAUAAUAACUGGCACAUGUGCUGCCACUCUUUGCAUUUCUACUUGAAUUCUUACAGGUACAGGGUAAGCUUAAUUACGCUGCCUCGUCUGUAUUUUUAUUUUAUUUUUUACAGUGCUAAUGACAUGUUGUGAUUUUUCUAAACAUUGUGCUUGACAUUAUAGUUCAUCAUGCGGAAAAUUUUAUAGGCCCAUGUCUGUCUUAUUUCUCAUUUGACAAAAAAACAAUAAAGAAUCUAAUAUAAAAUAUUCAGUUUUGAGUUGCCAACUUUUUAAGUCCUUGACAAAUGUCUUGGACAUUCGUUUUUUUCUAUAAUAUGUAUAUUUUAAACAAUUUAUACAUUUAUAAACAUUUAUACACUCUAUACAUGUUUUAAAUUAGAUAAAGUAUAUAAGUUCUGUUUAAUAAUGUUUAAAAUAGUUUUUAAAAUGAAGUGUAACAUGUCACUACAGGACACCACAUGGACUACUACCCUACUUGGAGGUGUGAGGAUCC
Messenger RNA from Myxocyprinus asiaticus (Chinese sucker), 4989 nucleotides. RefSeq names its product protein bicaudal D homolog 2-like. The record is from RefSeq and is a predicted model, not a curated record. The coding region runs from base 230 to 2683 and encodes 817 amino acids. Gene Ontology annotation, cellular component: Golgi apparatus; cytosol. NCBI's taxonomy places the organism in Eukaryota, Metazoa, Chordata, Actinopteri, Cypriniformes, Catostomidae. Gene Ontology annotation, biological process: regulation of microtubule cytoskeleton organization; microtubule anchoring at microtubule organizing center; protein localization to organelle. The transcript has 9 exons. Gene Ontology annotation, molecular function: cytoskeletal adaptor activity; dynactin binding; dynein complex binding.